AGCAGCCGGCGUGUUUUGGUGCUGUAGCCGUCAUGGCUGCCCACAGUAACAACUUUAUCCGACUGCGCCUGUACUUUGACUACCCGCCGCCGGCUGUCGUCGGUUGCCGCAUGUGCUGGCUGCUCGUAGACCUAAACGUGUGUCGCGUGGUGGCCGACCUGGAGAGCGUCAUCAGGGAGAAGUUUGAAUUCAGCGGCGGGAGCAUCCUCAGCCUGUUCAUAGAAGACUGCUACCUGCCGCACACGGAGAGCAUCUACGUGGUGCGGGACAACGACAGCGUCAGGGCUAUUGAGUGA
Molecule: messenger RNA, 296 nt
Organism: Neolamprologus brichardi
Lineage: Eukaryota; Metazoa; Chordata; Actinopteri; Cichliformes; Cichlidae
Source: RefSeq, a predicted model, not a curated record